This is a messenger RNA of Daldinia decipiens, 2190 nucleotides long. RefSeq lists its product as uncharacterized. The transcript has a single exon. Bases 126 to 1739 code for a protein of 537 amino acids. The record is from RefSeq and is a predicted model, not a curated record. Lineage: Eukaryota; Fungi; Ascomycota; Sordariomycetes; Xylariales; Hypoxylaceae.
AGCAAUAUAUAUCAUAGCAUUUGUUGUCUAUUUACAACAUGCUAAACUUAGGACUCUUUCGAUUUGAGCCGAAAAAAAACUUUACUAAGACGUAAUUCAGUUUAUGUUAAUAACUAAUAAUUAUAAUGUCACCACCUAUCACACCACCUAUCACAAUACUCCGGCUAGCGACGCUGGUAUUUGCGACAACUUCGCUUGCACUCAUCAACGCUGACUUACCAGAUGGAUUCGGUCCAAACCUCGACAGCGCCCGCGAGAACGGCCCCCAGAUAUUCAACGCCCUUCACAAUGCGAUGCGCGAGUUUGGGUCGGCCUUACAUCACAAUGGGAUGUCUCUAUUUCCGGCAGUAAUACCCGAGGGUGUGCUCUUGUAUCAUGGAACCGAUACCAAAGAAGUACCUAAGGGGUUUGAAUGGCUCGCCUUCGAAAUAGAGCACGCGGAAUCUUUUGCUCGUUGUCGAGGACCUCCCCGGAAGAACGUCGGCGGGGAUCAGAGCCAGAGUUCCUUGGGGUUUGCUACGUAUCCUCCUAUACCACCGCCCGGAAAGGGCCGGCGACCUAGAUGUCCCCCAGACUCCCCAGCAGGCCACUUGCAUAUCUACCAGGCUUCGCGACCGCUGAAUAUCCUUUACAUCGAUGGCAUGGCGGCUGGUAAGACAGUCAUGGGUACGGUCGAUACCCAAGAUAUCUUGCUGUCAGCUAAUAGAAGUCGAUCCUCAUUUAAUGACUGGGCAAGGGCCGACAACUUAUGUGCGUUGGCUCGGAAUUGGAAGAUUGACGGUUUUAUACGCAUGGAACCUGGUUUCGAGGUUAUCUAUUGCGAUUUUACGGAUGGCUUAAGACUCCUAUCGGCCAACCAGCGACCAGCGACAGACGAGCCUGGUGAUCUGGAUAACAUGCAAAUCUCAAUGUUUGAGUGGGCGAGGGCAGCUUCCCAGAGGUACCAAGGCAUCGGUUCAUCGCGUGUGAUACUUGAUUAUUCUUCCAUGAUCUCUGCUUUCUUCUAUCCGAUCAAUUUGACGAAUCCGGAUCCGAAGAGACCCGAUCUACCCAGAUUGACGCAGGCUAGCGAUGCAGAGAUGAGUGUCGUAAGGGAGCAGGUUGGCGAGUCGGUGCUUCGAUCGGUAUCAUCCCGAAAAGCUCCUGUAGACUGGCAGGGGGUAACGGAUAUGAUUGUUACUCGAUACGCCAAGCGGUUACCCUUUAUUGCUCAAACGGAUUCAAUCGACAUUAUAAGAAACGAGAUAAACGGCCUCCUCAACAUCUUUAUUGACUACGCAGAAACCGACGCCAGCUUCUUGGCUGCGCGACAACGCUGUGCGCAGUUCUAUCUUCAACCUGUCCACGCACGAACACUGCAAGAUGAGCUUUUACACGCGGCCAUUGAAAGCACUACUACUGCGAUCUGCUCUGCGCUUUUUAAGACGCGAGAGAUUAUCGUCGAGGAUACAGACGUUGAUGAACAGUUAGCAGUGGGUGCAGCAAGGCAGAUUAUCCACGACCUACUGGAAGUACUGCGCUGGUCGGAGUGGAAGGAAUGCGGCCCCUGCCAAGCGGACGAGUUAUGCUUCAUUGCGAUGUGGCCGUUCGGAAAUGUUGAAGACCAUUAUAAUCCCAGCUGUUUGAACUACUCUGCCGUCGUCGGCCGCCGCGAUUACUGGCAGCAACGCCCACCGCCGCUUUGUUUCAACGAACAACCGUGUCAAAAAUAUGACGACAUGAGGAAUGAAGAAUUAUGAUGAUGGUGAUGAUGAUGAUAAGGUCUAGUAUCAAAGAAAGCGAGGGGUUCAAGUCAUGGCGUGUCUGACAAUCGAGAUAAGCCCAACUGAGACAGUUUAGCACCGGGACUAUUUGUUAUUUUUUACAUGAGAUAUCCCAGUUAUUUCUUUACAGUUUUAAAGCUACCUACCUAAGUUAGCCUGUUUUCUUACUCUUAGUUUGGUACAUGUUUUAUGCCUAUUAGCAUCGGCGAUAGAACUACCCCUGAGGUACUGACUGAUUCCAGGCAUGAGAAAUUAGAGCGUCGUCAGUUCAUAUCAAGUCUAGAACGAAGGGUUUAUAGCUACCUAUGGUUAUUGCUGAUUAAUCUUAAAUAUGCAGAUUCACAGUGCCUUGCAUAAUAACAAACCCGUUCUCCCGCUAUCAUCACACGUACAGCAGCAAUGCAACCGUAACGCUACCAGAUCCCUG